UGCUUGUUGUUGCAUUUUAUUUCUCCUUUGACAGUUUCUAACUAAGCACGUAAGUUUUGCCUUGCUUUUUGCAAGACUGAUUCUCAAUUUUGUGCUGUUAAUGUAACAUAAUUUUGGCAACUCCAUUUUUAAUGAACACGAUCUAAUGGCACACAAUUGUAAUUUUUGCGACUACGUGGAUCAAAGCGUCUUUCAACUCGAACAAAAUGAUUCCAGCAAUGAAAAUCCAAUGCUGGAAAUAGCAUCGAAACAUUUCUGGUUUACUGAAGAUGAACUUAAAUCAUUUUACAUUUGCAUCACAUGUCGGGACAAACUGGUGGCAUUUCAUCAGUUUUACUGCCAGGUUGAGAGGCUUCAUUCGUCGAAAGAAAGCAUCGAGAUUGAACCUCUAGAAAUUAAAACGGAGGUGGAAUGUGAUCAGCCCGACGAUGAUGAUUGUUUGGUAAAUGAGGCUUCCGCCAACAUACCUCAUCAACGCACCAUUACCGAUGAAGACUUACUAGAAAUAAAAACGGAAGUGGAUUGUGAUCAGUCGGGAAAUGAUGAUGAUUCGACAAAUGUAGUUCCCGUCCACCAACCACUUGAACGCCCAAUUACCGAUGCAGACAUACUCUUAUUCUGCGAGAUGAAAUGCCCUUUCUGCGCGGAAAGUUUCGAUAGAUAUUACCUUCUUAGAACUCACUGCCAGCACGUUCACAAUCAGAAGUGUCCCUACGUGACGUGCUGUGACACUCGGCAUGAUACUCUGAAGAAGCUUCAGGAGCAUAUUCUCGUACACCUUGAUCCGUACGCUUUUCGCUGUGAUUCUUGCGAUAAAAACUUCAAGUCAGCGAGAAAUCUAUCCAAUCAUAAGAAAGUGGUUCAUGUACCUGAUAAAACUUUCAACUGCGAAUUAUGCUCUGAAAAGUUUCCUGCACGGUACAUGCUGAAUGAACACAUAAAGGAUAAGCACGUGAAUGAUAAAACAGCCGAGUGUCAGCUGUGUUCCAAGAGAUUCACUAAUGAAAGAAAACUUCAGGAUCAUGUGCGGUAUAAACACCAAAAGGGAAAUGAAAUAGUAUGCGACAUAUGCUCCAAGGUACUAACGUCCAAGUCCAAUUAUGUUAGACACCAGCUUUCGCACUCGGGCACCAGAGUAGACUGUCCGUUAUGCGGAAAGUCCCUAAAGGAAGGCUGUUUGCAAGGCCAUCUGGAACGACACCGCCAGAAUGAAAUGGACAUCAAAUGUAAGUUCUGCGAUAAACGAUCGCCAACCGUACACGCAAUGAGACAGCACAUCCAGUCGGCGCACACGAAGCAGGAACGAAAGCACAAGUGUACGACUUGUGACAAAGCAUUUAUGCGAGCGUCUACUUUGAAGGCUCACAUGGCGACCCACUCGGGAGUGUUUCCGUUUCCUUGUGAGUUUUGUGACAAACGGUGCCGAACAGUAGCUAACUUGUACUGGCACCGGAGCGUGCAUCAUCCCGAACAGGCCAAAUGGCGAAAGUGGCCGACAUCUAAUGUUAAUGCUGACUAAUCUUAUUACAAAAUACAUUCUAUAUAUUCCAACAACAA
Messenger RNA from Aedes albopictus (Asian tiger mosquito), 1557 nucleotides. Its product is annotated as zinc finger protein 235. Gene Ontology annotation, cellular component: nucleus. Bases 146 to 1519 code for a protein of 457 amino acids. The record is from RefSeq and is a predicted model, not a curated record. Gene Ontology annotation, molecular function: zinc ion binding; DNA-binding transcription factor activity; RNA polymerase II cis-regulatory region sequence-specific DNA binding. Lineage: Eukaryota; Metazoa; Arthropoda; Insecta; Diptera; Culicidae. The transcript is spliced from 3 exons. Gene Ontology annotation, biological process: regulation of transcription by RNA polymerase II.